CGAUAUGAUGCAAGAGUCGACCUUGCCACAUGUGGGCAACAACUACUUGAAGGGCGUCAUGGUAGACAAGUACAACGCUCUUUGCAAAGAACUACUGCGCCUGGAUGACGCCGUCCGUCGCUUGUCCGACGAGGCGGUCCGACUCCUGUCGCAUCAGUCGUGGCAAGACGCGUUGCAGCUAAACACACGGCGCAACGAGCUUCAGCUGGACCUGGAAGUUACGCUUGGACAGGUCGACGAGACCGUCGCGCACGUGAUUGUUUGCGAUCCAAAUUUGCUUCAGUCGUUCGACGAGCAACGGCCCGACGGCGUCGACGCACAUCCUCACAAGGACGAGCAGCCGUCAUCCAUGACCGCCAUCACUUUGCACCGCAAGCUGGACGUUCAUGUGGAAUGCGCCAGGAAACACAAGCUUAUUGUCACGUUGACGGAGGAAUGGCAGAGCAUCCAAGGCCAGAUCGACGACGCAUUGCUAUCUCACGACAUUCCACGCAUGGAGUCUCUCCACUCCAGCCUGGAGCAAGUGGAAGCGAAUAUGGCGGCGCACGAUGCAGCAAGGGGGCGCUUGUUCAUUCAUGAGGCCCUGGCAUGUCGACAUGUACAGCGAUGUAUCCUCCAGUGUCCUGUCAAGGAGUCCGCCCCCGAGGUCGGCGAGACAGAAUAACCUUUGAUAGUCCAUGUUCUGCAUUACGUACUUAC
Molecule: messenger RNA, 699 nt
Organism: Aphanomyces astaci
Lineage: Eukaryota; Oomycota; Saprolegniomycetes; Saprolegniales; Verrucalvaceae
Exons: 2
Coding region: 5-664 (219 amino acids)
Source: RefSeq, a predicted model, not a curated record